UUGGUAAAACAGGCCAGGAACCAGAGAAGCAGGGAGUGGCUGGGACGUGGCAAACUGAAAACUGCGUGUCCUCUCCAAGGACAUGCAGCAUUGCAGAGCCGGGCAUGUGGUCCUUCAGGCCUACAGUAAGGCUCAUACCACUGCUCCAGGGUCCUCCAUGCCAGGCUGGGAGUCUCUGUUUUCAACAUGAAGUUUUCUGAUUCAAGAACAUGGAACAGCAUGAAGGGCAAAGAAUAUGCAUCUAACUAGUCCAGCUGCAGACAAGUGCUUUUACUUUCUCCUCCUCAUCCCCUUCCGCCUUCCGCCUCCUCUCUCUCUUUCUCUCUCUACUCCUAGUCCUGAAAAUGGAACGUGAUUUACUCAAUACAUUUUGGGACAGAGCGUGCCAAAGGACAAAUCUACGGCUUGACUUGGCAAGUCAGGUUUCCCACUCUCAGUCAUAAAAGGGCUGCCUAAGAGUUACCCGUUUUUCUGAAGCCUGGUUUGGGCCAAGUUCCAUUUCAGAGACUGGACACUGCGAGGUCUACAGGAGCACGCAAAGAACUAGGAAGCAUUCUCCGCCCCGGGAGUGAAUGUUUAAAUGGCAUGACCCGUGUUGAAUGCUUCUGGACAGGAUCGAUUCUUGGGAAGAAGAAACAGUGCUCACUGGACAGUUUUGUUUGCUUUUGAAUUUGCAAAGUGACAAGCCUGUGAGACUAGCGUUUGAGAAGUCCUGACUUACACCAAAACACUGCUUCUGGUUUGAAGAAGAUUCUGUUUACAACACUAAAUCGGGUGUGGUGGUGAUAACCUAGAAUUCCAGAACUCAGGAGGUAGAGGAAGGGGAAUCUGGAGUCCAAUGUCAUCCUGGGCUAUUGGAUUCCAGCCUGGACUUUUAGAGCCGUAUCUCAACAGGCAAGCAAGCAAACAAACAAACAAAAUUAAAUCAGCAAAAUUUGAAGUUAAAGCCUCUUUAAAGUUUGCUCCCAAUGUUUGGAUACUUCCCCUUGCCCCCUCCCUUUCUCCUUCUCCAAGAUACUUCCUAGAGAAGUACUUCUUCCACAGGGAAGAACCACUCCUCUCUUCCUUGGACAAGUUGAGUAGUUAAUUUCUCUCUUAUUGCACAGUGCCCUGCUCACCAUAGGCAGACAGCAUAGAAUGAAUUUAGUUAAUGAAUGUAUUCUUAAAGUCUAUACCGUUGACGUACUAUGUGCCUGGCAGAACCAUAGUAACUUGGACAAAAUCAGUGAUUUCACAAAAGGAUUGGCUUUUAGAUGGCUCUAUGUGUAGGUAGAUGCGAGGGGAGAGAGUAAAUCUAGAAAAAUUAAUUUAUGUAACAUGUAAUAGUAUCACAAGGUAAUGGGGGGCUAAAGGGAAAAGGAGUGUAGUGAAGGGUGACUGGAGGAAGGAAUGAACUGCAAUUUUAUUUUAUUUUCAGACAGAAUUUCCUUGCACAGCCAAGGCUGACCUGGAACUUCGGAUUCUCUGAUACUGCAUUCAGGUGCUGUGCUUACAGGCAGACAGAAUAAAGUAGGUCUCCUUGAACAAAGAACUGUAGGGGAGGAGCCCUAGCAAGGGAGAUGCCUGGGCUUAAGGCUAUCCUUCCCCUACUGCAGGGAUAUCAGCAAUGACAGUAUUCUGUCUUUGUGAGAUCCUGUGAGAUUCUGUGUGCUUCCUCAAUAUGAAUGCCUUAAGUCUUUAUUAAUGACCCCAGAUAACUAUUGUAUUUACUCACUACAAGUGAGUAAACUGAGGCUUAGCAAAUCUUCAGGAAUUGGAUACCCUGAGGUUAGGGAGGGGGCGCUGUAUAUACCCUGCCUUGUAGGACUUUUGGGCUUCUUUCUCUUUCUCCUCCUUUUCUUUCUCUUCCUCCUGAGAUCUCUCUAUGUAGCCUCAGCAGUCCUGAAAUUUGAAUGUAGAGAGCAGGCUGACCUUGAACUUGCAGCAGUCCACCUCCCUCAGUGCUGGACUCAAAGACCUGUGCCACCACGUUGGCUAGGCCAGCUUUCACUUCCUGAUCACUGCUGGCACCCCCAAGCUUUCUGUGCCCCCAAGCUGUACUGUGCCCCCUCCCCAGCUAUAGAAGGGAUUCUUAGGGUGAGGUUUCAGGGCUUUCUGCAAUCCUGGGUAUCCUUUUGAGAAUCCUUUAGAUUUCUCUAUUAUCCCUGGACAGCUGAGGGGCUCAGAAGCUCAUCUACACCCCACACUCACACUUUAACACCAAAGUGUCAUAGAGUUACACUGACAAAACCAAACUUAGUUAUAACCAGAAAAGGGUAAUAUACCUUUUCCUUCAUCAAAUGUCACUGUGGUUUCAAAGUUUACAUGUUGACAUGAGGUGGGACAGUGCUUUAAAAGUAGUUCCUGUUCAGCCAUGGGGUAAAAUUAGGCAAGCAGGGAGUCCUGCAAAUAGCUGCAUAAAACGAAAGUUUGUUUUGUUGUUGUUGUUGUUGUUGUUGAGUUUUGUUUGCUUGUUUGUUUGUUUGUUUUGAGACUGGGUCUCAUAGAACCUAGGAUGAAAUUGAACUCAUUGUGUAGAGCAUGACGCCCUAAACUCUUGGUCUUCCUGCUUCUACCUCCAAAGUGCUACAGUGAUUCUAAACCUUCCUAAGGCUGCGACCCUUUAAUACAGAUCUUCAUGUUGUGAUGACUCCCAACCAUAAAAUUAUUUUGUCACUACUUCUUAACUGUAAUUCUGAUACUGUUAUGUAUUGUUUAUCAAUCUAAUAAACAAGAUAUCUAAUAUGUGACCCCCACAGGGUCUCGACCCACAGGUUAAAAUCCGCUGUGCUAGGACCGUGAUUGCUCCACCAACCAGCUCAAAUUCUUAGCACCUACAAAUUUCCAAAACAAUUUUACAGUUUUUGUAACAUUUCGAAUUGGUUGGUUUUCUGUGGUUUCAGUUCUGAAGAUAUGUUGUGUUCGUGAAAACUUCGCUCGGAAAUUGAACCCCGGAUCCUUAAAUUCAUUUCGCUACGCUAAUGAAGACGCAAACAAGUGUGGAAUCGGUUUGAGGACCUAUCUUUAAAACGCAUUCGCGCGUGCGCGCCCCCAAGCAGCAACAAAAAACUCUCCCAGCCUCAGAAAUGUGCUGCAGAACUCCAGUCCUUUUUUAUCUGGUCGCACGUACACCUCUGGACUCCAGGAGGAGGGUUUAGCGGUGGGAGACCAAUCUCCUCUUGGCUUAAUGAAAGGUGCUGGCUGACAGUAGGGUUUUAAGACACCCCAGAAGCAGCGUUGAGGGAAGCCUUUCUUUCCUGUGGGUGGCCAGAAGCUUCUGGUCCUCAAGACACAGCUCAAUCCUCACCUGGACUUAUGACCCGCGGCCUUGCUCCCCUCCUGCCCAUUGAGUUCCACAAGAUGGGCUCCUUCCGCCGGCCUAGACCACGAUUUAUGAGCUCCCCUGUGCUCAGCGAGCUGCCCCGCUUUCAGGCUGCCCGGCAGGCUCUGCAACUAAGUUCCAACUCAGCCUGGAACAGUGUGCAGACGGCUGUGAUCAACGUUUUCAAAGGGGGCGGCUUGCAGAGCAAUGAGCUGUAUGCACUGAACGAAAGCAUCAGGCGGCUGCUGAAGAGUGAACUUGGAUCGUUCAUUACUGACUACUUCCAGAACCAGCUUCUUGCAAAAGGACUGUCCUUUGUGGAGGAGAAGAUCAAGCAGUGUGAAGGUGACAAUCGCAUUGAGGUUCUGGCUGAAGUCUGGGACCACUUCUUCACCGAGACACUCCCUACCCUGCAGGCAAUAUUUUAUCCGGUUCAGGGACAGGAGCUGACCAUCCGCCAGAUCUCCCUGCUGGGCUUCCGGGACCUGGUCUUGCUGAAGGUGAAGCUGGGUGACUUGCUGCUGUUGUCACAGUCCAAGUUGCCUUCUUCUGUUAUACAGAUGCUUCUCAUUCUGCAGAGUGUUCACGAGCCCACAGGCCCAAGUGAGGGCUAUUUGCAGCUGGAGGAGCUGGUGAAGCAAGUGGUGUCUCCCUUCCUCGGCCUCAGCGGGGACCGCAGCUGCUCACGCCCCACACACUCACUGGCCAGGAGGCAUUCCAGGGUCCGGCCCAAGGUGACCGUCCUGAACUAUGCCUCUCUGAUGACCACGGUUGGCCGGCCACUGAAUGAGAUGGUCUUGACCCCUCUAACAGAACAGGAAGGAGAGGCAUACCUGGAGAAGUGUGGCAGCGUCCGGCGGCACACAGUGGCCAAUGCCCACUCGGACAUCCAGCUGCUGGCUAUGGCCACCAUGAUGCACUCAGGGUUGGGGGAGGAGUCUGGAAGCGAGGACAAACACCUGCUCCUGCCACCCACCUUCCCACCACCACACCGCCAAUGCUCCAGUGAGCCCAGCAUCCUUGAUAGUCCUGAUGAAAUGGAACUGGAAGAUGUAGCAAGUGGCAGCCAAGAGGACUCAGAGCUGAAUUGUGCUUCCCUCAGCUGAGCCACCACCUCCAGGGACCCAUUCCUACUUUGAGGCUAGGAUGAGGACACCCUUCCUCCUCCACGGAUCACCCAGGGGCUCUUGCAUUGGGCAAUAUUGCCUUACUUCCUUUAGGGCACAAGUCAAGUCUCCACGCCCUUGGGAAACACCUGUUGACCUCCCAACUCUGGUGUCUGUGACCAGCUCCUCAUGCCACCGUUGUUCUGACUUCCAGCCUUGCCUCAUUCACCUGGAUCCUCAUCCCUGGGCCUUCCGCAUCCUAUUGGACUGACUGGUACUCCUGGGAUAUAAUGCUCUGGCAUUAUUUUUAUAGCAGAAGGUUGGGCUACUACACACGAGCUUCUGAAGUGUGCCAAUCUCUGUAGUUUCUGUUAUGAUCUUAUGAGGCAGAAGCCAACGGGUGGAAAAAACAGUAAAGAUUCUGUGUAGCAUGGAAAUCAGCUGCAGCCCGUAUCGUACAUGGUACUGGGAAUGUGGCCUCAUCACUUUAAUUGCAGAGUUACUGGGAAACCAUUUUCCCACUUGUGGGCGAAGAUUCAUUCUUAGGAAUGUCCAGAUAUCAUGUUCUGUCUACAUCAUGGACUUUGGCCUAGGAGAACGUAUUAGACUGGCACGGCCCUGUCUUGCAUUAAGCCUCUCAGCCUGUCUGUCUCAGGCUUCCUCUCAGACUCUGGGAAUGAACCUUCUCAGUCACUGGUGCCUUACUCUUUCUCCAGUUUCAGGAACUGACCACUUUUCUGUUGUGUAUACGAGAGGCUGCUGACAGAAGCUGAUGUAGACUGUACCUGGAUUUCACUUGAAUUUGUAAAAUGUGUAUUGCUCAAAAAAAAUGUUUGCAAAUAUUUGCACAUAGGGUCUUGCACUGCUCAUUUCCAGUGGAGUGUGUUUGCACACUAAACACAGGUGGACCCCUUCAAAAGGCGGUGGAAUCGCUCAGAACAAAAGGAUCAGUAGUAGGUAGGACUCUCAUACCUCAGAGCUCUAGAGGAGCCAGAACUGUGUCUGGAAUGGCCUGUGUUGUGAGUGUCUUGGCUUCUAGGGAAGGCUGUGCUGGGGUCAGGAAACUGCCUCUUCAGCAGGGGAGUGUCGUGGCUGGACUGUAUUUGCUUUACAUCAGACAGGGAGAGAUAGGGACGUGGACACGUUUUACUUGCUCCCUGAGAUAACAGAAGUACCCAGAAGUCUCUGGAAUCCCUGUCACAUCUGCUUCGUGUUGCUAUUUGAGGCAGCAGACUUUAUUUCUAUGCUAGGUCCUCACUACUGCUCCCUUCAGGCUGGGGAAAGGGAACAUUUUGUCUCCAUUGAGACAUGCUCAGAUAAUUAUCUGUUGAUCUUGCUAAUAGAAACUCAGAAAAAUAUAGACAUUUUCUCCUGA
This is a messenger RNA of Rattus norvegicus (Norway rat), 5782 nucleotides long. RefSeq names its product proline rich 5 like (gene Prr5l). NCBI's taxonomy places the organism in Eukaryota, Metazoa, Chordata, Mammalia, Rodentia, Muridae. The record is from RefSeq and is a predicted model, not a curated record.